CGCUCCGCUGCGGGGCCGCAGGAGUAGCGGCAGCGGCAGCGGCUGGAGAGGGGGCGCCGGCGGCGGGACCUAGACCAGCGGCUGGACCGCGCGCUCCCUCUCUCUCCCGCUCCUCUCCCAGCUCGUCGGCUUGCUGGCUGCGCUCUGCUCUCACCGGCAGCCGACGGGGCUCCCAGUCCCUCCGAGGCGACCCCGCGGGGGUAGCCACAGCCUCAGCUCUGCCCCUCCCUCUUUCCCUCCGGGCAGCCCCACCACACAGCACUUCGCCUUCUGUCCCCGAGUCGUCGGGAUUUCCCUUUGCCUCUCUUUGGAAACGAGAGAGGUGGAAGGAGGCAACGCGGCGGCGAAGCAGAGGCCCGCCAAGUCGGCCCGCGUGCAAAGUGUUGCUCUGACACAUCCUGAUUGUGGAAGUUAAGUGAAAAAACUCUGGACGUGGAGCUGCUACCGAGAAGGAGACCGGGGAGAGAAAACCAGUAGGCAGGCCAUUGGUUUUUCCGGCAGCGUGCUGGCAAGUUUGUGGAACACUUUCUAGGAAUUAGGUCUGUUUCCUCUCCCUUCAUCUUCUUGACUUCUGAAGAAAGAACUUGGCUUUGGAUUGCAGUGGAGCCUGAGGAGUGAGGGGUUAGACACACUUGAAUAAUCCCUCCAACUGGGCUGAAUUUGUGGGAAUUUAGGAAGCCUGAGUGUGGAAAUACAGCAGCCUUUGGAGUGCCCUCUGUUAAUUUGGAUGGAUCUAAAUGUGCCCCAUUUACGACAUCUCCACUAAGCCCUUCUAAUCUUGUGCUUUGCUCUUCUUGACUUUAAUUAGCAUCUAGGAAAGUCUGAACUUGGGACCUACCUCUUCUUUUGAUACUUAUUUUUGUACUUUUGCUCUCUGGGAUUGGUUUCAUAAACAAUCUGGAUCCUUUUUAAUAUGUCAAAAUGAGUCGGCUGAUGUUUACACAACUACUGCUCUGUGGAUUUUUGUAUGUCCCGGUUAAUGGAUCUCGUCUUCGCCAGGAAGACUUUCCGCCACGGAUUGUGGAGCACCCUUCAGAUGUCAUUGUUUCUAAGGGAGAGCCCACUACUUUGAACUGUAAGGCAGAGGGCCGACCAACACCCACCAUUGAGUGGUACAAGGAUGGUGAGCGGGUGGAGACUGACAAGGAUGAUCCCCGGUCCCACAGGAUGCUGCUACCGAGCGGAUCCUUAUUCUUCUUGCGCAUUGUGCACGGACGCAGAAGUAAACCUGAUGAAGGAAGCUACGUUUGUGUUGCAAGGAACUAUCUUGGUGAAGCUGUGAGUCGAAAUGCAUCUCUGGAAGUGGCACUGCUGCGAGAUGACUUCAGGCAAAACCCCACAGAUGUCGUAGUGGCAGCUGGAGAGCCUGCGAUCCUGGAGUGCCAGCCUCCCCGGGGACACCCAGAACCCACCAUCUACUGGAAAAAAGACAAAGUUCGGAUUGAUGACAAGGAAGAAAGAAUAAGUAUCCGUGGUGGAAAACUGAUGAUCUCCAACACCAGGAAAAGUGAUGCAGGGAUGUACACCUGUGUCGGCACCAACAUGGUGGGAGAGAGAGACAGUGACCCAGCAGAGCUAACUGUCUUUGAACGACCCACAUUUCUCAGGAGGCCAAUUAACCAGGUGGUGCUGGAGGAAGAAGCUGUAGAAUUUCGUUGUCAAGUCCAGGGAGACCCUCAACCAACUGUGCGGUGGAAGAAGGAUGAUGCAGACUUGCCCAGAGGAAGGUAUGACAUCAAAGAUGAUUACACACUGAGAAUUAAAAAGGCCUUGAGCACAGAUGAAGGCACCUAUAUGUGUAUUGCCGAGAAUCGGGUUGGAAAAGUGGAAGCCUCCGCUACCCUCACAGUUCGAGCUCGCCCUGUUGCUCCUCCACAGUUUGUGGUUAGGCCAAGAGAUCAGAUUGUUGCACAAGGGCGAACAGUGACUUUUCCCUGUGAAACUAAAGGAAACCCACAGCCAGCGGUUUUUUGGCAAAAAGAAGGCAGCCAGAACCUGCUUUUCCCAAACCAACCCCAGCAGCCCAACAGUAGAUGUUCCGUGUCACCCACUGGAGACCUUACGAUCACCAACAUUCAGCGUUCAGACGCAGGCUACUAUAUCUGCCAGGCCCUAACCGUGGCAGGAAGCAUCUUAGCAAAAGCUCAGCUGGAAGUUACUGAUGUUUUGACAGACAGACCUCCACCCAUAAUUCUGCAAGGCCCAGCUAACCAAACACUAGCAGUAGAUGGCACAGCAUUGCUGAAAUGUAAAGCUACUGGUGAUCCGCUUCCUGUAAUUAGCUGGUUAAAGGAGGGAUUCACUUUUCUGGGUAGAGAUCCAAGAGCAACUAUACAUGAACAAGGAACAUUACAGAUUAAAAAUUUACGGAUUUCUGAUACUGGCACUUAUACUUGUGUGGCUACAAGUUCAAGUGGGGAGACUUCCUGGAGUGCCGUGCUGGAUGUGACAGAAUCUGGAGCAACAAUCAGUAAAAAUUAUGAUUUAAGUGACCUGCCAGGACCACCAUCCAAACCACAGGUCACUGACGUUACUAAGAACAGUGUCACCUUAUCCUGGCAACCAGGUAGCCCUGGAACCCUCCCAGCAAGUUCAUAUAUCAUUGAGGCAUUCAGCCAAUCAGUGAGCAAUAGCUGGCAGACGGUGGCCAACCAUGUAAAAACCACCCUCUACACAGUGAGAGGACUGCGGCCCAAUACAAUCUACUUAUUCAUGGUCAGAGCAAUCAAUCCUCAAGGUCUCAGCGAUCCAAGCCCUAUGUCAGAUCCUGUGCGCACACAAGAUAUCAGCCCACCAGCACAAGGAGUGGACCACAGACAAGUACAGAAAGAACUGGGAGAUGUCAUUGUCCGCCUCCAUACUCCAGUAGUGCUGACUCCCACGACUGUUCAAGUCACAUGGACGGUUGAUCGCCAGCCCCAGUUUAUUCAAGGCUACCGAGUGAUGUAUCGUCAAACGUCAGGACUGCAAGCUACAUCAACAUGGCAGAAUUUAGAUGCUAAAGUCCCAAAUGAACGAAAUGCCGUUUUAGUCAAUCUGAAAAAGGGGGUGACUUAUGAAAUUAAAGUUCGACCUUAUUUUAAUGAGUUCCAAGGAAUGGAUAGUGAAUCUAAAACAGUUCGAACUACUGAAGAAGCCCCAAGUGCCCCUCCACAGUCUGUCACGGUGCUGACAGUUGGAAGCCACAAUAGCACAAGCAUUAGUGUUUCCUGGGAUCCUCCCCCUCCGGAUCAUCAGAAUGGAAUUAUCCAAGAAUACAAGAUCUGGUGUCUGGGGAAUGAAACACGAUUUCAUAUAAACAAAAGUGUGGAUGCAGCCAUUCGGUCUGUAAUAAUUGGUGGAUUAUUCCCAGGUGUUCAAUACCGGGUAGAGGUUGCAGCGAGUACCAGUGCAGGGGUUGGAGUAAAAAGUGAACCACAACAAAUAAUAAUUGGUGGACGUAAUGAAGUUGUCAUUACAGAAAACAAUAACAGCAUAACUGAACAAAUCACGGAUGUUGUGAAGCAACCAGCCUUUAUAGCUGGUAUUGGUGGUGCCUGCUGGGUAAUUUUGAUGGGUUUUAGCAUCUGGUUGUAUUGGCGAAGAAAGAAGAGAAAGGGACUCAGUAAUUAUGCUGUUACAUUUCAAAGAGGGGAUGGAGGACUAAUGAGCAAUGGAAGUCGUCCAGGUCUUCUGAAUGCUGGGGAUCCCAAUUAUCCAUGGCUCGCUGAUUCCUGGCCAGCCACAAGCUUGCCAGUAAACAAUAGCAAUAGUGGCCCAAAUGAGAUUGGGAAUUUUGGGCGUGGAGAUGUGCUGCCACCGGUUCCAGGCCAAGGGGAUAAAACAGCAACAAUGCUCUCAGAUGGAGCCAUUUAUAGCAGCAUUGACUUCACAACCAAAACCACUUACAACAGUUCCAGCCAAAUAACACAGGCUACUCCAUAUGCCACGACACAGAUCUUGCAUUCCAACAGCAUACAUGAAUUGGCUGUCGAUCUGCCUGACACACAAUGGAAAAGCUCAAUUCAGCAAAAAACAGAUCUGAUGGGAUUUGGUUAUUCUCUUCCCGAUCAGAACAAAGGUAACAAUGCCUUACUUUACAUCCCUGACUACCGAUUGGCUGAGGGAUUGUCUAAUAGAAUGCCACACAACCAGUCACAGGAUUUCAGCACCACCAGCUCUCACAACAGCUCAGAGAGGAGUGGCAGUCUCUCAGGUGGGAAAGGUGGAAAAAAGAAGAAAAAUAAAAACUCUUCUAAACCGCAGAAAAACAAUGGAUCAACUUGGGCCAAUGUCCCACUACCUCCUCCCCCAGUCCAGCCACUUCCCGGUACAGAGCUGGAACACUAUGCAGCUGGACAGCAAGAAAAUGGCUAUGACAGUGAUAGCUGGUGCCCGCCAUUACCAGUACAAACAUACUUACACCAGGGUAUGGAAGAUGAACUGGAAGAAGAUGAUGAUCGUGUCCCAACACCUCCUGUCCGAGGAGUGGCUUCUUCUCCUGCUAUUUCCUUUGGACAGCAGUCCACAGCAACUCUGACUCCAUCCCCACGGGAAGAGAUGCAGCCCAUGCUGCAGGCUCACCUGGAUGAGUUGACAAGGGCCUAUCAGUUUGACAUCGCAAAGCAAACAUGGCACAUUCAAAAUAAUAAUCAACCUCCACAGCCCCCAGUUCCACCAAUAGGUUACAUGUCCGGAGCCUUGAUUUCUGAUUUGGAAACAGAUGUUCCAGAUGAUGAUGCUGAUGAUGAGGAGGAGGCUUUAGAAAUCCCCAGACCCCUGAAAGUGCUAGAGCAGACACCUGGAUCCAGUAUGGACAACCUAGACAGCUCUGUGACAGGCAAAGCCUUUACCUCCUCUCAAAGACCUCGACCAACUAGCCCAUUUUCUACUGACAGUAACACCAGUGCAGCCCUGAGUCAAAGUCAGAGGCCUAGGCCGACUAAAAAACACAAGGGAGGGCGAAUGGACCAACAACCAGCAUUGCCUCAUCGAAGGGAAGGAAUUUCAGAUGAUCUUCCACCACCACCAGACCCCCCUCCUGGUCAGGGUUUAAGGCAGCAAAUAGGCCCGAGCCAGCAUGCUGGUAACGUGGAAAACUCAACAGAGAGAAAAGGAAGCUCUCUGGAGAGACAAGCAGCAUCCACCUUAGAAGACACAAAGAGCUCAUUGGAUUGUCCAGCUAGAACAUCCCUAGACUGGCAGCGACAAACCCAGGAAUGGAUUAACUCCACAGAACGCCAAGAAGAUAUACGGAAAGCCCUACACAAACAAGGUGUUGGACCAGAGGAGACCUUGGUGCCCUACAGCAAGCCCAGCUUCCCAUCGCCAGGAGGCCAUAGCUCCUCAGGAACAGCUUCUUCUAAAGGAUCCACCGGGCCUAGGAAAGCUGAGGCCUUGAGGGGUGGCCACCAGCGCAAUGCCAGCGACCUUCUUGACAUAGGUUAUAUGGGCUCAAAUAGUCAAGGACAGUUUACAGGUGAAUUAUAGUAACUGCGAGGAGAUGUGCAAAGCUGCUCUGAAGGACCAUCAGGUCUGAACUCAUGGAAGUGACGACACUAAACAGUGCAAUGAACAAUUUCCUUAUUUAUGUACUAUUAAAAGAACUGUAAAUGCAAUGUAAAGACACACAGCCACACAUAUCCCACAGAUAUUUUACUUGUGUUCUUCUCUUAAGUACACCACCCACCUUAACUCUUUCUUGUCAGGAGUAUACAAAAAAAGAAAGAAAACAAAGCUCGCCCUCCAGGAAGAAAUGGAUUUUCCUCUGUAUAUAAUUUCUUUUGUGCAUUGCUAUGCAAGCUCACUCUUUUUAGCUCUGUUCAUAUUAUUGUCUGUUCUUAUUGGUCUAUUGUACUAUAUGUGAAUUAAUAGGCUGUGGUGCCAUAUAUUAACUUUUAAUUGUGUAACUUUUAUGUUUAAAUUUUGCACUGCAAUUUUAUUUGGUGAUAAGCACAAAUCUCUACUCCUCGUGACAUGAAGAAAAAGACUGAAUGUGAAGGGAGUUUCUGUACUGUAAGCCAGGUUGGAUGAUGCUGGUUGUAACCAAUCACGCUAGAUGUUGUUCAGUUGGGGUAUAGAAAUAGGAAGAUGUGAAGGAGAGUGGUGUUGGUGAAGUCUUCUUUGAACAUCAGGAACUGAGUCAAUAAAAAAAGCAGAAAAGUGGCUUUUACUGUUGACAAAAGCAUGGGUCAAAAGAAGGAAGUUUUAGUCUUAAGACUGAAUAGCCAUUAAAAUAUACAGGUAGCAAAGAUGUACUAAACUUGCUUUAAGAAAUAAUAAGGAAAUUAAAGUUAUAUUUAGAAUCAAUUUUACCUGUUGUUGUAAUUGACCCAUCUGAGAAUUACAACAAGCAAAAAGAAAUUAAGAUGUUUCACAAGAGCUGUAUUUAUAUAAUCUUUUUUAAAAAGCAUUUUCUGAAUUACCAUAAUUAAUCUCUCCAACUCAUUAAGUCAGAAUAUAAUACAAUGUUCCCCAAGGAAACAAACCAAAUGAACUCUAGAAUAUCCAGCAAAUAUUUAAAGAGACAGUGUAUUGUCAGAACAUACUCGGACUGCUCCAAGAUACAAAAACUCUAUCACAGUAUCAUGUUUCAUCUUUCUAAUACAUGUACAGUACACACUAGAGGAUAGAGCUACAUCACUUCAAGUCAUGACUUUUAAAAAAUAAUGCAGUCUAUAUGCUACUUUGUGUUUUAUUUGAUGAAGAAGUGAAGUUUAUGCCACCAACUGUAUAGCCAAACUGUAAGUGCUUAAAAAGCAGUGCUCAGAGUAUGUUCAAUUCACAGUAAGUAGACUUAUUGGCAUAAGUAUUUUAUGGUACACUCUCAAAAAUUGGCUACCAACUAAAAUAUGUUUGACCCAUUUUGAAUGAGUAAAUUGACAAGAAAAAUUGAAAAGAAGAAAAAUGCAUGUUUAUACACUUUUUAAAUAAAACCAAACCUCAUAAAUGGACAUUAACAACAGUGUCCUGCCUCAUUUGUUUUCACGACUUUGAGAACAAGAAUUUCCUGAACAUCAGUCAUGUGUGGUCAAAAUGAGUAUGACUUUGAAAUAUGUUCGCUACUGUACAUGUAUAGUAAGUCAAAUAGAGGAGAACCCUCCUGAAAUUUCUACUUGUGACAUUUUCCCAUGUGCUGCCUACACAAUUGUAAACAAUAUCUCUAGUUAUAUUGUCUUACGUUAUUCCUAUGACGUGUCCAGUAGUUGAUUCUUUAAAACAUAUUCAAUGUUAUAAUAAGGAUCAAUUCUAAAAUACGGGACCAUUUGAAUGACAAAUCCUGCUUCUUGCAUUUUUGGCUCAGUCACUGAUUGAAUGGCAUAUUGCUACAGUAAUGACAAAAUUAAAUGUUUUCACCUUUCAUAUUCCUUGAAACUGCAUCAACACAGGCAAGCACAGAGGAACAUAAUGUUCUUUAUAGGCUCCAACCUCUUUUUGGUGCCAUGUACUUCAUUUCUUCACUGAGGAGAAAAUUCUGACACGUAAAACUCUUCAACUUUCUCCCUUAAGUGUCUGAAUUUCAUUGCAGUUUGAUUUCUUUGGGACAAAGAUACUGGGAAAGCUGAGAAGUUUCUGCUAAGAAUGAGUAUAUACUUACAACCGCAAGAUGUGAGGAAUUUACAUUUUUAUUUAUGCAAUUCCUUACUUCACCUCUUUCUGUUUAAAAGCAAACAAAGUUUUGUUCAUUUGUAUUUCUUCUUUAUCUUCCUCUAUAACACAAUUAGGUCUAAAACUUUAGUUCAUUACCUAUAUUACACAUAGCCUUUGACCCCUGGUAACUGGCAGGUGUAUGUGACUAAUAAACCACGAGUUCAAAAAUGGAGUAUGUGUACGCAGGUGACUCCUGAAAUAGUACUAGGCAUACAUCAUACCUUCCUAAUUGUCUCCAAUGCAUAAAGCCAACUGUUAUGGUUACAUUAUGUCAGUGCAAACCUUAUGGUUUCUUGGACUAUUCUUUUAGAAUAUUCCACAUUUCCCAUUCAAUCUAGUUUUAAAUACAUUGCUUGGUCAAAUAUUGCAUACAAAUUAGCACCUUCAAAUACAUACAGAGCACAGUAAAAAGCUGUGGCUAUCCAAAUGAAUUCAGGAGCACACCAAAGCAUUGUCAACUUGCCAUGGGUAAAAAUCUAAUCCUUGUAAAUCAAAAUAUCAUUUAAAAGGAUACAAACACAUAUGAGAAUGGCCAUGAUUUUUCAUUUUGCAGCCAGUUAAAUGACUGGUUAGUCUUUCACUUAGCUGACUCUUCCUUGGGUGUAAACAGAGGCAGGCACGCAUAUGCUGUCAGAAGGGGAUCUGGAAGGGACAGAGUGUAAUCUUACCCAGUACUUGCAGACAGUACUGCAGUGCAGUCAUAACCCACAGGCACGGCUCCAUUCAUAAUAUGCAAAGUCUCCUUUGGGGAAACAGCUAUGACAGUGCCCCAACUCAGGUAUACAUCAAUGUAGGCAAGCAGAGUCCAGCUACCUACCCUUUCUCCAAGUUUUCCCCAUGCCUAUUUAAAGGUAGGUGGGAGAGUACAGGGACAUGAAAACAAUUGAUUCCUUCACAGGAUUUGAAUCCAGUUCAAGGGAAAACAGAAAAAUCAAAGUCAACAUUUAAGAUAUUAUGCAACCAAAGGAGGAAAAAAAACUUUGCAAGUUUACUUGCUUAGGUAUCAAAAUGGAUUAAAUGAUUCUCUAUGCCAUAGUUUAAUGCUCUGUGUAUUUAAAUAUAUUUUCAAUGGGGUUUGAGUUGAAAGCUUGCAUGAGAUUGAUAGAACACCUCCAAAUUUCUAUUGAUCUAAUUUAUGUAAUUGUCCAUUUACAACAUAAUUAUAACAACACCAAUGAACUUGAAACUGUGGUUUAUCCUCUCCACUGGAAGUGAAUGUGCGUCAGUAUUAAAAACAUGCAGAACCAUGACAUUCAUGAAUUUGUUCAUCCACUUCUGUAUACUGUAUUUAUAGAAUUACAUGACAAGAAUUGUUGUAAUGCAACAUGUCUUUCCACAUUAUCUUAGAGGUGAAGUUACUUUUUUUUUGCUUCCCUAUGAUGUGUACGUUAAAUGAAACACCAUACAUUUUUUAAAUGAAAUUCAAUUUACUAAUUUAUCUUAUCUCAUAAUUUUAAAAGCAUUUAUUGUGACUUUAAAGUGUUGCAAGAUAAGGGAUUUUGUGGCCGUGGGUAGACUUUUAUACUUUGUUUUAUAGAUGGAUUCUUUUUUAACUGUAGUUUGUUUAAGUCACCAAACAGCGUCCAAAAUCUUAAUGUGUUUCAUUUGAUGUUGUUGAUCAGAAAAGUAAUUGGCGUAACAUUGAUUAAUAGUAUUGUCAAAGAAUUGUGUAUUGUGUACUC
Molecule: messenger RNA, 9311 nt
Organism: Phyllostomus hastatus (greater spear-nosed bat)
Lineage: Eukaryota; Metazoa; Chordata; Mammalia; Chiroptera; Phyllostomidae
Gene: ROBO2
Product: roundabout guidance receptor 2
Exons: 29
Coding region: 922-5469 (1515 amino acids)
Molecular function (GO): protein binding
Source: RefSeq, a predicted model, not a curated record